Molecule: messenger RNA, 3288 nt
Organism: Pyrenophora tritici-repentis Pt-1C-BFP
Lineage: Eukaryota; Fungi; Ascomycota; Dothideomycetes; Pleosporales; Pleosporaceae
Source: RefSeq, a predicted model, not a curated record
AUGGCCGACCAACAGCCAGACCAAGCUCCGCAGCCGGAGCAGCAGGACAGCGCCAUGCCAGAUGCUGCCCCCGCUCCCGCUCCCGCCCCAGCUCCUGCGCCCGACGCCAUGUCCGACGCCGAUAAAAUUCGCGCAAAGCGUCUUGCAAAGCUCGGCGGCCCCGCAUCGUCGAAUCCCCCCUCACGACCCUCCUCAGCCGCCCCAGAUGCUGCCUCGUCCGGCGCCUCAUCUCCAAAGCCAGCCGAAUCACAGCCCCCAACGCCGAAACCCCAGCCCCAGACCCAGACCACUGCGAACCCUUUCUCGCAAUUAGGCAUCAAGGCCGACGAGGCGCCUAAGAAGCGCAUCACCAUCAAGCCUGCUCAGCCGUCAAGCAGCACGCCCGCCCAGAAGCCCCAGGAACUAAGCAUAGAACAAUGGGAAGACCGGACUCUCAGCAACAUCUUCCGGAUAACGCUGGAUGAAAGCCACACACAAGAUGCCCAUGGAGGCAAGCUCCACUACGUCGCCAAUGCAAAGAGCGACCUGGAAGAUGAGGGGAGGCCGAUUCGUCUUUCGACAGACAUGCUAGACUCUGUCAUUUUGGAAGCGGCCUCAAGUCAGGCACAUGGCUCAGCAUUGGAAUAUCUGCUGAGCUGCUGGAAGCGUUUGUCCAGGCUGUUAAAGACUACUACCAACAAGACUGGUCCGAGAUUUGAGGUUGUCAAGGAGGCUCGGAGGCUAUGCUUCAGCUAUUGUAUAUUCGCUGCAACUAUGCCAGAUAUGUUUGGCGAAGACACCCCCGCAGAGAACGCUCUAGCCGACCGUCUCCUUCUCGGGCCCGACGAUGAACGCGGUAUCUGCUACGAAUUUCUUACCGAAGCUAGUCAACGGAUAGGCGAAGACGAUAUGAUUAGGGAAGCUCUUGUCGGUGCUAUGGAGGAAGUGAGCCGCCGACUUUCCAGUGUUUCCAUGAAUGGAGACUAUAGGCCACACAUGUUGAUACUCCGGGUAUUCGUUCGCUUCCCACCGCUAGUCGCUGCCCUGGCCAAUUCUAACACCUUCCUGCCCGUGAACAUCGAGGCCCAAGACAUUGAAACACACAGCCUCUUGGGGCCCUUCUUCCGCCUCUCCCCCAUGCAGGCGGAAGUAGCCAUGAACUACUUCGCUGGCUCGUCAGCCAUCGACAGGGGUCUCAUCGCAAACGCUCAACGCGCCGUCCGCAUGACACUGCAAACCCACCAAGAGGAACUGUUGGAUAUUACGAACACUUUCAUCAAGAAUAAGGAGUCUCGUGAGAAAAUGCUGGACUGGCUAGCCUUGACAGUCAACAAGAACCACAAGCGACGUGCCAUGCAAGUAGACAGGAAGCUAGUUUCGUCUGAUGGUUUCAUGGUCAAUGUUACUGUCAUCUUAGAUCGCCUGUGUGAGCCCUUCAUGGACGCCACAUUCUCCAAGAUCGACCGCAUCGACAUUGACUACCUGCGUCGGUCGCCUCGCGUUAAUAUCAAAGACGAGACCAAGAUCAACGCCGACCAAAAGACCUCUGAUGACUUCUACAGCACCCAAGUAUCUGGUACAAACAACUUCAUCAGCGAAAUCUUCUUCCUAACCGUGGCUGCUCACCACUACGGUCUUGAAGCGGCAAACGCGAAGCUGAGCUCCUUGCAAAAGGAUGUCAAAUGGCUCGAAAAGGAACUCGCUAAGCUUGAACCUGAGCGACCCAAGUAUAUGGGAAAUCCAGCUCAACUUAUCCUGUUCGACAACCAUAUCAAGAAGGUCAAGGAUCAGAUCGAGCGGGGCAAGUGCAGCAUACUAGCCAUCCAGGGUGUAUUGCUGGAUGAGACAAUGCAAGCUCGAUCUAUGCAACUGAUGCGCUAUGUCAUCGUAUGGCUACUACGACUCACUACUCCUGGUUUCCCCAAGACUGAACUACAGCUACCUCUGCCAGCAGAGCAACCGAUACAGUUCAAGUGUUUACCUGAAUACUUUGUUGAGGACAUCGUGGGUAACUUCAAGUUCAUCACUCGCUACAUGCCGCACAUCAUCACAACAACACAGUGCGAGGAGCUGGUCAAGAUUUGCAUCGCUUUGUUGCGGAGCUCCGAAUACAUCAAGAAUCCGUACCUAAAGUCCGGCCUAGUAACCAUCCUGUACCAUGGAGUAUGGGCCAUUCCAGGAAGACCAAAAGGUGUGCUUGGUGACACGCUGUUUGCGCACGACUUCGCAAUGAAGCAUCUGCUGCACGCACUCAUGAAGUUUUACAUUGAAUGCGAGAGCACAGGAACACAUACGCAAUUCUUCGACAAGUUUAACAUUCGUUACGAGAUCUUCCAGGUCAUCAAAUGUAUCUGGCCAAAUCCCGUCUAUAGGGAGCACCUUGCAACCGAAGCACGCAUCAACCUGGACUUUUUCGUUCAGUUUGUCAACUUGCUUCUCAAUGACGUGACGUUCGUCUUGGAUGAAUCAUUCACGGCAUUUAAGGAGAUCCACGACCUUUCCAGGGAGCUGAAAAACGCCCCGGCAGACAUGGAUCCGACGGCGCGUCAAGAGCAAGAAGAGAAGUUGACAUCGGCCCAAAGCAAGGCGAAGAGCUACAUGCAGCUGACAAAGGAGACCGUUGCCAUGUUGAAGCUGUUUACUGAGGCACUGGCUGAUUCUUUCACCAAGAAGGAGGUCGUUGUACGACUUGCACACAUGCUGGACUACAACCUGGAGGCUCUGGUGGGGCCCAAGAAGUCCAACCUUAAAGUUGAAAACCCCCAGGAGUAUGGCUGGGACCCGCGUGAAAUGCUGGCAGAAGUCACUGAUGUUUACCUCAAUUUGCAAGACAAGCAGUCUUUCAUUGACGCAGUAGCUACAGACGGACGCUCGUACCGCGCAGAGUACUGGGAUGAAGCCUACAAGAUCUUGCAGCGCUUCAAGCUCAAGACACCUGAGCAGAUGGAGCAGUGGCAGAGCAUGGCGGAGCGCAUCAAGACAGCCAAGGACCAGGCCGAUCUAGAAGAGGCAGAUCUUGGUGACAUCCCCGAGCAGUACGAGGACCCUCUCAUGGCCUCGCUCAUGGAGGAUCCCGUCACUCUUCCCAUCAGCAAGCAGAUUGUCGACCGAAGUACAAUCCAAUCGCAUCUCCUCAGCGAUCCACACGAUCCUUUCAACCGUACUCCACUCAAAAUCGAAGACGUCAUUCCCAACGACGCUCUCCGGGAGGAGAUUCAGGCCUGGAAACAGAAUCGCUUGGCACAAAAGAUGGCCGAACGCAACGCUGCUACUGCGCCGCCUGCUGAAGCCAUGGAUACUUCCAUGUAG